Molecule: messenger RNA, 816 nt
Organism: Ceraceosorus bombacis
Lineage: Eukaryota; Fungi; Basidiomycota; Exobasidiomycetes; Ceraceosorales; Ceraceosoraceae
Source: the annotation of a GenBank genome assembly
AUGGUGAUCACACUCACUCUGCUGUGGCAACGAGCUCGUCAGAUGAAUACAGCUUGGCGAUCAUCCAGCGUGUCAGCUCCAGCAGGAGUGCUCAUACUGAGCGCGCAUCCAGAUGACGAAGUCAUGUUCUUUUCGCCCAUCAUACUUUCCCUCCUCGAGGCUGGCACAGCCGUUUGGGGUCUGUGUCUCAGUCAAGGCGAUGCGGACGGACUGGGUGACGUGCGGCGCAAAGAGUUGCAGAAGGCUUACGGGACAUUGGGAGUGGACAAUGAACGAGUAACAAGCUUGAACGAUGGGCGAUUUCGAGAUGGAAUGUCGAACGAAUGGCAGGCGGAUGAGAUUGUUGGUGCGGUCAAGCAUCACCUCGAGCAUCUUGGGCGACAACAGGCGGCAUCGAUAGACACCAUCAUCACAUUCGACGCAAAAGGAGUCUCGCGUCAUCCUAAUCAUAUCGCCCUCUACCGCGCAGCGCAGCUUUGGCUUCGAUCGCAAAGCUCAUCCCAUCCCUCUCCGCGCAUCCUCGCCUUGCAAACUCUUCCUCUUUCCACCAAGUUCUUGUCCCUCUUUGGCUCCCUUUGGCAACAUCAAACGCUCCGAUGUGCCAUUCCUCACCUUGCUUCGGCAAAGCAGCGCGACUCGACGCCCGUUCGAGCUUUGCUGCCCCUGUACGGCCAGGGCGGCACGAACUACUUGACCGCGCUACGAGCUAUGAGGGAUCACGCUUCGCAACUCGUCUGGUUCAGAUACCUCUACAUACUCUUGUCCGGCCAUAUGUGGGGAAGCGUACUUUGUCCCGUAUAUGCCACGCUUCAAUGA